AUGACGACGACCCUCUCGCUCGGGGCGGUGCUCGGCAAGGGCGCGUACGGCAUGGUGUACCAGGGGUGGCUCCGCCAGCCGGGCCAGCAGGGUGCAGCCGUCGCCGUCAAAGUGGUGGAGGACCUCGGUGGCUCAAACAGCUCGGACCAGGUGCGGCACGAGGUGCGGAUGAUGCGCGCGGCGUCGCACAAGUGCAACGUCGCGCUGCUCGCCGAGUUCGUCUACCGCGAGAAGGCUUGGCUCGUGCUCGAGCUCUGCGCCGCCGGCUCCGUCGCCGACCUCGUCUCGCCCCGCCGCGGCGGCCGCACGCUCGACGAGCGGCAAAUCGCGGCGGUGAGCGCCGGCGCGGCGCGCGGGCUGGCGCACCUGCACGACGUGUGCUCGGUGGUGCACCGCGACGUCAAGGCGGCGAACCUGCUGCUCACUGCCGGCGGCGAGGUCAAGCUGGCCGACUUUGGCAUAUCGCGGAUCCUCGAGGGGAGCGCGAUCCAAGGCACGGUGAUUGGCACGCCGAUGUGGAUGGCCCCGGAGCUCAUCAUGGGCUCGGUCGAGACGGCGGGCGACCUGUGGUCCCUCGGCAUCACGAUGAUCGAGAUGGCGCAGGGCGAGCCUCCGCUCGCGGCGGUCAAGCCGCACCACGCGCAGCUCUUCAAGAUCGUGAGCUCGGACCCGCCGAAGCUCGCGCCGCCGAGCGAGGCGGCGGAGCUGCACCGCAGCCUGUAUGGCACCGAGCCGGCCGCCACCGUCGGCGAGUGGAGCCCCCACUUCGUCGCGCUGCUGACGCGCUGCCUCCAAAAGGAGCCGUCGGAGCGGCCGCGCGCGAGCGAGGUUGCGGGCGAGCCUUGGUGCGCCGACGCGUCCCCCGCCGCGUUGCUGCCUCGCCUCUCCGUCAAGGAGGAGGAGGUGAAGGAGGCGGUGUUGCCCGCCGGAGAGGCGCCGCAGGACGGCGGGGCGGGCGGCGGGGCGGGCGGGCCGACGCCGCUGCCGUCGCUGCUCGGGGAGGACGGCCCCCUCCCUGGGAUGCUGCGGGUGGACUGCGUCGUCGGGUACGACGAGUCCGCGGCGGCACACGACGCCGCGGUCGCUCGCCGCUUCGCGUCCGAGCUAAGCACCUCUGCCGGGCAGCGCAGCGGAGGUGCGGAGGGCCGCUCCUCCUCCGCAACUUGCGAGUUCGGCGCCGCGACGCAAAAGGUCAAGCGAGGCGGCUCGCUGGAGGCGGAGGCGGGCGAGGCGGCCGUGCAGCUCGAUGCGACACUGCAGCUCGAUGCGACACUGCAGCUCGAGGCGACGCUGCAGCUCGAGGCCACCCUCAAGCUCGACGCGACCGUCAAGAUCGACGAGCCUGCCCCGCCGGCGAAGCCCACGAAGGGGGUGCGCGUGAUGCGACGCGCCUCCACCGGCAGACCGGCCCCGUCCGCAGCUGCGCCAGCCGGCCCGCGCCCUUCCCCGCUGCGGAUCAGUCGUGCGGCCGAGCCCUCCGCCUCCUCCUCCUCCUCCUCCUCGGGCGGGUGCGGCGGCGGCGGCGGCAGUGGCCGCAGCAGCACUCGCGAGCUCGACGCCGAGGUGCUCGAUGCCGUCGAGAAAGCCCAGCUCUCCGCGCGCCGCUCCCUGU
This is a messenger RNA of Emiliania huxleyi CCMP1516, 1612 nucleotides long. RefSeq lists its product as hypothetical. Gene Ontology annotation, biological process: protein phosphorylation. The annotation marks the transcript as partial. The record is from RefSeq and is a predicted model, not a curated record. The transcript has 8 exons. Gene Ontology annotation, molecular function: ATP binding; protein kinase activity. NCBI's taxonomy places the organism in Eukaryota, Haptophyta, Isochrysidales, Noelaerhabdaceae.